Chelonoidis abingdonii (Abingdon island giant tortoise) is the source of this 7503-nucleotide messenger RNA. RefSeq names its product cell division cycle 14B (gene CDC14B). Gene Ontology annotation, biological process: protein dephosphorylation. The record is from RefSeq and is a predicted model, not a curated record. Lineage: Eukaryota; Metazoa; Chordata; Testudines; Testudinidae.
UUAAUUUCAUUUGGUGUCCCUUAGUUCUUGUGUUUCAAAAUGAAAGGCACGUAUUUUCAAACACAGAGUCCUAAAGUUAGGCUCAUUAGUUCAUAUUUAUACAGGGCUUUGGGGUGGAGUCCGGAGCAGUGGAGCUGCAGGUUUUUGCCUGGAGCUUGCUCCGGAGCCAUAAAACAGCCCCAAAGCCCUAUAUUUAUAUACCUAAACAAGUUAUUUGAUUUUCAGAAAUGCCAACUCACUUAUUUAGAGUGGGAUUUUCAAAGAAGCCUAGGAGAGUUAGGCACCUAAUGCUCACUGACUUUCUGCAGGAUUUGGACACCUAACUCCAUGGGCUCCCUUUAAAAACGUAUCCUUAUUUUCUAAAUACAGACUCCAAGAACCUAAUUUAAAACACCUGUUUUUUGGAAAGCUUUGCCUGGUAGCUUCUAUCUUGCUUGAGGAAAUCCUACCUUAUUUCUUCUUUGUUGGUUGUUAGUGUGGUUGGUUGGUGGCUGUUAGUUUUUUUUUUUUAGUUUUUAUUUUUAAUUGUCUUUCUUUAUGCAUCAAUAAAUUGAACUGAUUAAUUUAGAAACAAAUCUAUGAGAGAAUGAGUGGACAUAAGAGAAGGGAGGCUGUUUCAGUCUAAUCAAUAAGUUUUUGGCUGCAGUGCCAACUAAGCUUUGCAAACUAAUUGAAUGAAAAAUUAUGUUGUACUAUUCAAGAAUUCUAAUAAUAUCUGUGGAUUAUCAUCAUAAAUGAGAAAAAUAAAUUCUUUGGAUUCUAUAGUUUUAAAAUAAAUUCUAAAGCUGAGUGAAAAAGAUACUCUGCAAAGUUUUAGUGCAAUUGUAAAAUAUUCUUUUAAGCAUUGAUUAAUACCUGUGAUAUUAGUAUGGGUCUGAGCUUGGCAAAAAUUUUUGGCUGAGUGAAACAAGUCCUGACAAAACCCGUUACUUUACUGCAAAUCAGUUAUGAAGUAUUAAACUACACUAAACAUUUGGCCUGCACAUGCGAGAGUGGCAACAUUUGUAUUGUCAUCACAUGUUCAUAUUCUUUCUCCUUGAGUGUACACACUUUUUGGGUGACAUUUUCAAAAGAGACAUAAUCCCAUCGAGUUUUUGUAAGUCCUGCUAGAUGCCUGUUGCAUCUUUAGGCACUUAAAUAUAUUUUUUAAGCUGGCCCAUUGGGUCCUAAAUCACAUGGAUAUUUUUGAACAUUUAAAUUCUUUUGGCUUGAAGAUGUCAUUUAUAUAUGGCCAGUGUUUAAAAAUGCUUAUGCUAUUCUGAAAUAGUGCUUUGCUGCACAUUUGUGUGUUUCACAAUUUCACUUCAGGAUCAAAAAUACUGGGGGUAACUUUGUACUCUGCGCUCAAAUGUUGGCGUAUACAUUCCAUUAGUGCAGUUUCACAACACAGCUAAAGAUUUCAAGAUUUUAAUGAGGCUACAGUAAAUGAAGAUUUUUAGCUCAAGAUGUAAUAAGUGAAUGAGCAGAAUCUUUGAGGAAGGGAGAAUACAAGAGAAGUAGUGUAAUUUAUGAAAAAAUAUGCAUUUACACUUAUUUAGAUAUCUAUUUUAAUAUUGCAAUAAAUCUGUCAUUUCAUGCACUUUAACAGGGUAAAAAAUAAAUUCCAUCAUUCGGGCUCAGAUUUUAUCUGUAUAUUUACAGUGUUGUUUUUCCAAAGAAGAAAAGUAUUGGUAUACUGCUGCAAGGCAGUUUUUAUGGCCUGAUUACCAGCAGCAAUGCAACAUACAGCUGCUACUGACAAAGAUUUUGAAGUUCAAUUUGAUACUCUUAUAGCAUCAAUAUAAAACAAAUUCAGAUAUGAAUUAGUGGCAAUUGCAUUUUGCCUGUUCUUAAAAUAACCAUACAAAUGUGAAAAGAUGUAGGGAUGCAUAUUCUUUUAUUUUUGAAUAGAUGCUACUCACGUAACUCUCAGGGAUUUCUUUUGUGUAUUGGUACACCGUGCUUUUUCGAAUGAGCGAAAAUUUACAGGGGUAAACUCCAAAAUAACUAUGGAAUCAAACUACUGAACGCCAGCCUCGUCAGUCAAUUCCAUCCGCCGCCGCUCCGCUUAAAGCUCCUUCGUGCUUUAACUCUUGCAUUUUGUUUUUCUGCUAUUUCUCCUUUUCAACCUGCCCUGCCCCUUCUCCCAAUUCCGACAUGGCUCUUCCCUUUCACGUUUCCUUCCACUCUUCUGGGAGUGAGUUUAGUCCUGCCACUCCCAGAAAAAGUUAGGAACUGGAGCAACUCUUCCUCUCUGGCAUGGGGAACGGGGAGGUCUUUUUGUAACCUGUCGAUGCUGCUACUUCAGGUGGCCACUGAAGAGCAACGUGAGGCACAAGGCCCAGGCUCAAACCAAGGAAUUGGGGGUUUUUCGUUUCUUUUUGGACACUCAUCACUAUUUUGAGCGGAGCGAAAAUGGUUUAUGAGUAGCUUAAUGUCUUUAACAAUAGCCGCACCUUUGUUGUGUUUGCAAGACCCUGGGCUUAAGGAUUUUGAGCGCACCACUUUCAGGGAACACCAGAGGGGCCACGCCACACUGGUACGUGCGCUGCAGGCAGAUGCCCAGCUGGCAGCGCGGUGGUUGAUUUAAGAGGCUAUAGUCACACCUUACAGUGUGGGGACAGGCCCUCGUUUAAAAAUAACACUCAAGGAGCGCGCUGCUGUCCUGCGCUCCCCGGGCCCUAACACAGUCCCUUCUAAGCACCCGGUGCCGGAGGCGCCUUGCGAGGCCAGACGGUCUCCCUUGCAGUCGCAGGCCGCGGGGUGGGGCUUCCCCUGGUGAGCUGUUUUGUCCAUAAGCUGCAGAGGAGCGGCCCGGUCCCUGCUGUGCCCCACUGGCUGCGCCGCCUGCUGGCCAAUGGAUGCUUCGAUGGGAGGACUAGCUGGCGAGAGCUCUGCGCUCACCGCCGGCGGGGGCAGCGAUUGCCGAGGCUUGCGCGACGCGCUCUGGUUUUCUCCCUGGCUAGGGCUGGGAUUUGUCUUGUGGGCGCAUCAGGCUCGUUCGGGCCCGAGGACGCUUCUGUUUGAAUGCCGUAAGGAAGCUUCCGGAGCUGGAAAGUCUCUCUCGAGGAAAGGGACAGAUGCGAGCCGAGCCUGCCAGCUGUUGGCGACCCACUUCUGGUCGUCGUACCUGCUGAAGGAGCGCGGGUGGCGGGCUGGCCAGCGGGGCCCGGGGCAGACACCUCGGGGCUCACGCUGCGAGUCGAGGCUGCCCUUUAAUCUUUAAAACUCUGCAGGGAGUGGCGCUUUCGUUUCCUCCGCGCUGUCAGAUUACAGUGACAAACGCAGCGGGCUGUUUGCGGGCUCGGUAACCUUGUGGGGGCUGUCCCCCUUUUCAGUGUUUGUAAGCGAUGAGCGUCAGAAAGGAAUCGCGCCCCUCUGUGGAGUUCGUCAAAGGUCGCCUUUAUUUUGCAAUUCUCUGCCAAAAACCAAAGAGUGGUGUUGCAAAUACACACUUUUUCUGCAUAGAUGAUGAACUUGUAUAUGAGAACUUCUACGCAGAUUUUGGACCUCUCAAUCUGGCAAUGGUUUACAGAUAUUGUUGCAAGCUAAAUAAGAAAUUAAAGUCAUUUACAUUGAUAAGGAAGAAAAUAAUUCAUUAUACUGGCUUUGAUCAGAAAAAACAAGCAAAUGCUGCAUUCCUCAUAGGCUCUUACGCAAUAAUAUACUUAAAAGAAUCACCCGAAGAUGUGUACAGGCUCUUAUUGGCAGGAAACACAUCUUAUCUUCCUUUCAGAGAUGCUUCAUUUGGUACUUGCAGUUUUCAUCUAACAUUGCUUGACUGCUUUCAUGCAAUAAAUAAAGCUUUGCGAUAUGGCUUCCUGGAUUUCAGUGCUUUUGAUGUAAAUGAAUAUGAGCAUUAUGAGAAAGCAGAAAAUGGAGAUUUUAACUGGAUAAUACCAAACAAAUUCAUUGCUUUCAGUGGACCUCAUUCAAGAAGUAAAACUGAAAAUGGUUAUCCGCACCAUGCUCCUGAGGCCUAUUUCCCAUAUUUCAGAAGGCACAAGGUUACUACCAUAAUACGUCUUAACAGAAAAAUGUAUGAUGCCAAACGAUUUGCAGAUGCUGGUUUUGAGCAUUAUGACCUCUUCUUUGCUGAUGGAAGCAUACCUAGUGAUACUAUAGUCAAAACUUUCCUAAAUAUUUGUGAAAAUGCUGAAGGUGUUAUAGCAGUUCAUUGCAAAGCUGGUCUUGGCCGAACUGGCACACUUAUAGCCUGUUAUAUUAUGAAGCAUUAUAGGAUGACAGCUGCUGAAACCAUUGCUUGGAUUAGAAUAAAUAGACCUGGCUCAGUAAUUGGACCACAGCAGCACUUCCUUGUAGAGAAACAGACAGAACUUUGGACAGAAGGAGAUAUUUUCCGUGCAAAAUUAAAGGGAAAUCGCAAAAUUGCUGUUACAAAAAUCCUCACAGGAGUAGAUGAUAUUUCAAUUAAUGAUGCAAAAAACCGGAGAGCCAACAGAAAAGAUGCUGAACUGUACAGUGAUGAAGAUGAUGCAAACUGUGUAACACAAGGUGAUAAGCUUCGUGCCCUGAAGAGUAAAAGGCAGGCAAAGGCUGCAACCACAGUUCCCCUAACAGUAAUUCUACAGUCCAGUGUUCAGAAAAGUAAAACGUCUGAACCUAGCAUUUCUGGCAGUGCAGACAUUAAUAAAAGAACUACCAGGUCUGCUGCAAGAAAAAGCAGUUUAAAAAGUCUGAUACCUCAGAAGGAGAAAAGGAAAAGGAAUGCUUUACAGCAAAUGCGCUUAAUGAAAUUAUGUGGUCACUCCAUACCAAGGACCAGGACAGUGCUGCGUUAAGUAAAAAGAAGUGACUGAAGAGGAUGCUGGGGUGGGAAGAAAUGGAAUAUUGCUGUGGAACUUAAAAAGUCUUUCCUUUCAAAGAAAUUAACUGCAAAAUGCAGCUAAGAUUUAGCAGAAAAACUCCUCCUAAUUUGUAGAAGAUGACCUGUUUAAGAUGCUUAACAAACAGUUCAGCUUUCUAAUUCUAAACGUUUUCUCAAAUGUUUAAAAAAAAAAAAAAAAAAAAAAAACCUUAUGAAUUUAGACUCAGGUGUAACUAUCUAAACUCUCUAUUAUAAAGAGAGUUUACAAGUGGGUGUGAUGCAUGUGUGUAAUUGUGAUGGCAAUCACUUAGCUGCUGGCCACCAUAAGAAGUGAAGGUGUGGUGGGAGCUUUUAAAUAUUUAAUUCACUGUUGUCCGUCCAAGCUGAUCUCACUCUCCAAUACAGAGCAAAUCUUGGGAAGGCAAGAUUUUAUUCUCAUAACAUUGUACUUUCCUGUUGAUUUGGAUAGCCUUCCUUAUUUUGUGUGAAUUUUUUUAUGAAGCUGUAAUGUUAAAUACCCAGACUAAUUACUGUAUGCCAAAGACUGCUUUAUUUCAAAGGGUUUUUUAAAAAAAAAUUAACUAAAAGCUGUUAACUAUUUUAUUAGUAAUAGCUUUUAGUUGCUCAAAUUGCUUGAAAACUUUGAUUUUCCUACCAGAGUUUAUAAUUUAAAGCAGCACCAUCAACUUAGAUUACAUGGCUAGUUGAAAACUUUUUACCUACUUGUGCUACAGGUAAUAUCUAAGGUUCUCAAUCUUUCAGACAUGGUAAUAGUUCCUAAAGUUUAUGCAUCAGACCAUCUUUAUGGUCAUUGUCAUAGUUUCCCUUGUUUAAUCAUUUUCUUCCAUACUAGGGGUUGGGGGAAAUAGAGGCACUUAAAAGAAAUGAGUUGUGAUUGUAAAACCACUGAAAUUGGCAGUGGGGAGCAGGUGUAGUCAGUCAUCUUUAAAAAAUAGUUAUUUCAAGGUGGCGGUGCUCCUUUAAACAUCCAGGUACUUUCGUUUACCAAAAAAAAAAAAAAAGCUCUAGAUACCUAAUUAUCUGUUAAAUGUCACUGUAAUUUUUUAAAGGUGACCUAGGAUUUGAAAUUUUAUUUAUUUCCUUUUCAGUACUCUCUUCUAAAUCAGAAAAGGUUUUCCCUCCAGCUUUAUCCUAUUAUAUUUGAACAGCUUAUUUCCCCCCCCAGUAUCUUUGUUUGCCAACAUCACAUUUGACAUUUGCACACCCCUCAGAAUAGAUCUGCUACUGCAUAACCAACAGUAAAAAGAGGUUUGUUUUUAUGAGUUCUGUAUAAAUACAUCAGGGGAGGAAGGUUGAAAUGUUACUCAGCAGAGCUUUUUUUGUCCUGAAGAAAGACCUACUGUCUUGCAGUGGGAGGGAAUGUUUCUACUAAAUUUAAACAGUGCUAGGCAAGGUUCAACACUUAUGUCUAAUUUAAUCCCCUUAUUAGAGCAUUAAAAAAUCAUCAUGGUAAUUGAAGGGUGUUCCCUAGAUAGCAUAAGUAACAAUAUGGUGGCUUGACUAGCUUUUGAUGCUAAAAGCAGAAGAGUAUUAGUCGAGGCUAUGGUUACUUGUUAAGUUAACAGAAGCACCUCCCAAGUUGUUCUGAAACAUUUAAUUAUGCAAACUUGAAUGUAAAGAAGAUAGAAGAAAAGGUUCUUCCAGUAUGGAAUCAAAACCUUAAACAGAUAUUUAAUAUCCUUUUGUAAGAAGAAACCCCUUUGAUUCAUCUGACUUUGCUCCUUUCUUUGUACAGUUGAGAGACUCUUGUCUCCAGGGAAAUGGUAAUCUUAGUGUUUAUAUUAUCUUUCAGAGCAAUUGGGAGUGAGGGGCUGAGCCACAUCAUUCUGGGGACAAGAGCCUUGCUAACCUUGUGAGGGGAGGAGGGACAAAAAACUAUUCCCUCUCUGCUAAUACAGCCCCACUGUGUUUUUAUUUGGGGUAGCAGAGUGCUGUUUACGCUGAUCAAGAAUUAGAGGCCCUAUUGUGCUAGACUGGUGAGUCCAACUGCCACUAGUGACCUAGAAGAGAGAAUCUGCAAGUAAUGAGUAAUUGAAAAUGUGCUCUCUGAACAAUCCUGUGGAUUUUUUUUUUUAACCAAAGUGUGUAUGUCAGCCCAGGCCCUGUGGGGGCUGCCUCCCCCAUACCUCUCCCUUCUGCAGCUGCAGUUCUUGGGUAAGCCUGGAAUGCUCUGAGCAGCUGCCUGCCUGAACAUAGGGGAGCACCUAGUAAAGGGUGACUUCCCUCUGCCCCAUCCUUUCCAGCAGCUGCCAGGGCAGCCCAAGAGAGUGGGGAGUUAAUAACAGAGACAACACUCAAACGCAUGAUUCUCUACCCCUAUCCUGGUCAGAGCCAGCCUAGCAGUUGCUCUUAACUUGUGCCAGCUGACAGUCCCAAUGGGACUGUCUGCCUGUUGUGGAUAGCUGACGCAUAACACAUUCCACACUCUCACUCUCCCCUCCUCCCCAUCUUGGGCUACCUAUGCCCUGCUACACUGGCUCCAUGCACUCCAGGUGGGUAGAAUCCCCGGCAGGGACAUUGUGAGGGAUUCCACUCCUUUUAUUACGUGAGUGAUGCAAGGCAAGAGAUUUUGCCUCCACUGUAACAACUGGAGCUCCUGGAUCUUUUUCAAAAAAUAAAAUGUUUGCCUCUAAAGCUGAAAGGGACACCACGGUGCUAGGUGCUGUACAGGUAAA